Molecule: messenger RNA, 783 nt
Organism: Didymosphaeria variabile
Lineage: Eukaryota; Fungi; Ascomycota; Dothideomycetes; Pleosporales; Didymosphaeriaceae
Exons: 2
Coding region: 1-783 (260 amino acids)
Biological process (GO): regulation of endocytosis
Cellular component (GO): endosome
Molecular function (GO): GTP binding; GTPase activity
Source: RefSeq, a predicted model, not a curated record
AUGACGCAACCGUGGGACUACAUCGCGAAGAUAGUCUCGCUAGGAGACUCCGGCUGCGGAAAGUCCAGUCUCACCAUCCGCCUCUGCGAAGGCCGCUUCUCCCCCCACCACGAUGUCACCAUCGGCGUCGAAUUCGGCUCCCGCAUCGUCCCCGUUGGCCCGCCCGCAUCCCACACCCUCUCCAUAAACAACCCCUCCAAAUCCGAUUCUACACCCGCGCCCGCCAAGAACCAGAAGCCUCCGGAACAGAAGCACAUGAAGCUUAGCUUAUGGGACACCGCGGGCCAGGAAACGUACAAGAGCAUUACGCGGAGUUAUUUCAGGGGCGCGAGCGGCGCGCUGUUGGUGUUUGAUAUCUCGAGGAAGAAUACGUUUCUUAGUGCGACGAGCUGGCUUCAUGAUCUGAGACAAAUUGCGGAGGAGAAUAUUGUGGUUGUGCUUGUGGGGAAUAAAUCAGAUCUUGCGUCAGCGAGUACGGUCUCGGGGGAGAGCGAAGCAGACAACAAGAGGCAGGUUUCGAAAGAGGAGGCAGAGGAGUGGUGCAAGGCGAAUGGUGUGAUGCAGUACGUUGAGACGUCUGCGAAGUCGGGUGAGGGCGUUGAGCGCGCUUUCUUAGAGGUCGCAGAGCGGAUAUACCAGAACAUUGAAGCCGGUAGAUAUGACCUGAACGACAGGAGAUCAGGCGUGAAAGGGCCCGGAGGCGGAGGCGGAAACAAUGCGAAGAUAAAUCUGGGAAUGAACGACGGAAGGGGAAAUAAAGCGCAAGGAGGGAAGUGCUGUUGA